Acanthochromis polyacanthus (spiny chromis) is the source of this 2187-nucleotide messenger RNA. It is a transcript of the gene sfxn2, whose product is annotated as sideroflexin 2. NCBI's taxonomy places the organism in Eukaryota, Metazoa, Chordata, Actinopteri, Pomacentridae. Gene Ontology annotation, biological process: monoatomic ion transport; serine import into mitochondrion. Gene Ontology annotation, molecular function: monoatomic ion transmembrane transporter activity. The transcript is spliced from 12 exons. The record is from RefSeq and is a predicted model, not a curated record. The coding region runs from base 601 to 1563 and encodes 320 amino acids. Gene Ontology annotation, cellular component: mitochondrial inner membrane.
UAAACGGUUGGCCCUGAAUGCAGCACCGACCUCAACUAUGGAGGAAGAGUUAAGUUAGCAACCUGCUAAAUGUUGAAUAUGUAGGUCUAAAACACCUCUACGUGUAAUUUUGUGGAGUCUUUGCCCUGAGGUGUUACAACAAGUUACUGUACAUUAACUAGCUGGUUUAAUUUAACCAGGAGGCUGGAAACAACCCAUCAUUUCGUGAAAAAGAAUAAUUAGCCGGCUAGUUAGCAUAACUGUCAUAAAGCUCAGUAGCUGUGAAGUGUAGCAUUAGCCGCGCGUGUUUUUAGCAUCUUUAACAUCCGUAUUGUGAAUUUUAGUGUUGGUAAGGAUCGGUAGCGUGUGUCACGGUCGGUUUUGUCCGGUUUUCUGCUCGGUACCGAAGGCUGUGAUCGGUUUACGGUCGGGAUCUGCCCCAGACUGUGAUUGGAGGACGGGGUGCCACGUGCGCAUUUCUGUACUACCAGCAGUGGAGCACAUUUGGUUGUUUGGUUUUUACCUGACAGGUCAAUCUGAGAGCAAACCGGAGGAUCUAAAGUCUGAGCGACCAGACGCCUUUUUAAUGCGUCACGCUGAACCCGAUUUAAAAGAACCGCCAUGGCUUUGAGUUCGUUCGACAUCGACGCUCCACGAUGGGAUCAGUCGACGUUUAUGGGCCGACUGAAGCACUUCUUCAACAUCACCGACUGUCGAACGGCGGUGCUUCCCGACUCCCGCCUGGAUGAAGCCAAAGCUUUAGUAGAAAGCUGCAGGGCCGGAUCCGUCCCUCCUGGUACCACAGAGGAGCAACUCCACUACGCUAAGAAGCUCUACGACUCGGCCUUCCAUCCGGACACCGGAGACCGAAUGAACAUCAUCGGCCGAAUGUCGUUCCAGGUGCCUGGAGGCAUGGCCAUCACCGGCUGCAUGCUGCAGUUCUACAGGACGGUUCCUGCUGUGGUGUUCUGGCAGUGGGUCAAUCAGUCCUUCAACGCUCUGGUCAACUACACCAACCGCAACGCUGCUUCUCCAAUCACUCCCAAGCAGAUUGGAGUCGCCUACAUAACGGCAACGAGCACAGCUUUAGCAACGGCGGUCGGACUCAACCUCUACACAAAGAAAGCUCCUCCUCUCGUGGCUCGCUGGGUUCCCUUUGCAGCCGUGGCAUCAGCUAACUGUGUUAACAUUCCCAUGAUGAGGCAGCAGGAAAUUCUGAAUGGCAUCGCCGUCACAGAUGAAAAUGGCAACAAACUGGGUCACUCUCAGAAAGCGGCGGUAAAAGGCAUCACUCAGGUGGUCAUUUCUCGGAUCACCAUGGCGGCGCCAGGAAUGAUCAUCCUCCCCAUCAUCAUGCAGCGGCUGGAAAAAUACAAGUUCAUGCAGAGGAUCACGUUCCUCCACGGACCAAUUCAAGUGAUGAUGGUGGGAGCGUUUUUGAUCUUCAUGGUGCCGGCCGCUUGCUCACUGUUUCCUCAGAGAUGCUCCAUGUCUGUAUCCAAGCUGGAACCGGAGCUCAGAGACUCCAUCGUGUCUCGGUAUGGAAACAGCGUACAACAAGUUUACUUCAACAAAGGCCUCUGAGGCCUGAUUAGCGUUUUCUGUUCGACACACCAGACUGAAUGCGUACGUGUUUGUGUAGCGUGUCCUCGUUUUCUAAUUAUUAGUCAUCAUCAAAUGCUCGUUUCUUUUUAGCUUCAUCUUCAAAUCGUUGCUUCUCUUUGGGAGCUGGCUUCUGAUCAGUCCCUUUUUUAUCUGAAUCAUGACAGACUCUCUGUUCUCCUGUUGAGAAACCAAAUGAUCUCAUCUCAGGAACAUCGCGUUACUUCUCCAGAUUAAAUCUGCCAGUCCGUCUUUAAUCUAGUGACUCGUCUGUAGUUGUUUUCUGUUUGUUUCUGUCUUACAAAAUGCGCCUUUGGUUCCACCGAGCCUCUUUACAGUUUGUGCCUUUUUACAAAGUGGCAGGAGUUUCGACUUUGUUUCGUUGUUUUUUGUCUUUUCUUUUCUCUGAUACUGGCCUGACUGUGAAACCUAAAGACGCCUCUAUGCAUGAGUCUGAGACGGUGCAGUGGAAGCUACUGCCCUCUUCUGCCAGACUGGAGGUAGAUGUGCGAUUUAUGUGACAGGUUUUCCAAUUGGAUCUUUACACUGUGUAAACUCUGACCUCAGUAGAAGCUGGAAUAAAACCACAUGAAUAUUUGAAACAAG